Molecule: messenger RNA, 2724 nt
Organism: Hemisphaericaspora subhashii
Lineage: Eukaryota; Fungi; Ascomycota; Pichiomycetes; Serinales; Debaryomycetaceae
Gene: MIS11
Product: trifunctional formate-tetrahydrofolate ligase/methenyltetrahydrofolate cyclohydrolase/methylenetetrahydrofolate dehydrogenase
Exons: 3
Coding region: 1-2724 (907 amino acids)
Biological process (GO): tetrahydrofolate interconversion
Cellular component (GO): cytosol
Molecular function (GO): ATP binding; formate-tetrahydrofolate ligase activity; methylenetetrahydrofolate dehydrogenase (NADP+) activity
Source: RefSeq, a predicted model, not a curated record
AUGGUUGCCCAACUCAUCGAUGGUAAAGCCAUUGCCUUACAAGUUCGUACCCGAGUCCAUGACGAAAUCUCCCAAUUCCAAUCCAAACACCCAGAUUUCAAACCCCAAUUAACAAUCGUCCAAAUUGGUGACCGUCCCGAUUCAUCCACCUAUGUCCGCAUGAAAUUAAAAGCCGCCCAAGAAGCUUCCAUCAAUUGUGAAAUUAUGAAAUUACCCGAAUCAAUCUCGGAAUUUGAAUUAUUAAAUCAAGUUGAAAAAUUAAAUAAUUCUUUGAGCUGGCUGCGCGUUUUGGCUGAAAAAGAUGUCGAUGGGUUUGGACCUUAUAAUGUUGGUGAAUUGGCUAAAAAGGGGGGUGAACCUUUAUUUUUACCAUGUACUCCCAAAGGGAUCAUGCAUUUGUUAACUACUUCAGGAGUGGAAUUACAAGGUGCUAAUGCGGUUGUUUUGGGUAGGUCUGAUAUUGUGGGUAAACCAAUGGCUAAUUUGUUAACUAAGGCAAAUGCAAAUGUUACUAUUUUACAUUCGAAAUCUACGGUGGAACAUAUUCAAGAAUAUCUUGCUCAUGCUGAUAUUGUGGUUGCUGCUAUUGGACAACCAUAUUUCAUUAAAGGAGGCUGGAUUAAACCUGGAGCGGUUGUGAUUGAUGUCGGAACCAAUUUCAUUCCUGAUUCUACCAAGAAAUCUGGUUCUCGUAUGGUUGGUGAUGUUGAAUUUGAAGCUGCUUAUGAAAGAGCAAGAUUAAUCACCCCGGUCCCAGGAGGGGUUGGUCCAAUGACUGUGGCAUCAAAAUUCACCAAUCCCUUGAGAUUACAAUUACAAACUCCAGUACCAUCUGAUUUUGAAAUUAGUCGUGCACAACAACCCAAAAGAAUUAAUCAAGUUGCUAAAGAAGCUGGGAUUUUGGAUUCUGAAUUAGAACCAUUUGGGUUUUAUAAAGCAAAAGUAUCCCUUGAUCUUUUGAAACGUCUACAAAAUAAAGUCAAUGGGAAAUAUGUCUUGGUGACUGGUAUUACCCCAACUCCUUUAGGUGAAGGGAAAUCCACCACUACGGUGGGUUUAGCACAAGCUUUGGGUGCUCAUUUACAAAAGAAUGUCUUUGCCAAUGUUAGACAACCAUCAAUGGGACCUACAUUCGGUAUUAAAGGAGGUGCUGCCGGUGGGGGAUAUUCUCAAGUUAUCCCCAUGGAUGAAUUCAAUAUGCAUGUUACUGGUGAUAUUCAUGCUAUUACUAUGGCUAACAAUUUAUUGGCCGCUGCUAUUGAUACAAGAAUGUUUCAUGAAGAUACUCAAAAAGAUGGUCCAUUAUAUAAGAGAUUAGUGCCUGCCAAAAAGGGGGAAAGAAAAUUCACGGCUUCAAUGUUGAGAAGAUUAGAAAAAUUGGGAAUUAAUAAGACUGAUCCAGAUAGUUUGACUCCAGAAGAAAUUACUGCGUUUGCAAGAUUGGAUAUUGAUCCUGAAUCAAUUACUUGGAGAAGAGUCGUUGAUUGUAAUGAUAGAUUCUUGAGAGGAAUUACUAUUGGUGAAGCACCAACUGAAAAGGGACACAUUAGAAAAACUGGUUUCGAUAUUACUGUUGCUUCUGAAUGUAUGGCUAUUUUAGCCUUAGCUAACUCCUUGCAAGAUUUAAGAGAAAGAUUAGGUAAGAUGGUUAUUGGAUCUUCUAAAGCUGGUGAACCAGUUACUUGUGAAGAUAUUGGAUGUGCAGGUGCUUUAACUGCUUUAUUAAAAGAUGCCAUUAAACCAAAUAUUAUGCAAACUUUAGAAGGUACUCCAGUUUUUGUUCAUGCUGGUCCAUUUGCUAAUAUUUCAAUUGGUGCUUCUUCAAUUUUGGCCGAUAAGAUGGCAUUAAAAUUAGCUGGUACCUCACCUGAUUUAACUCCAGAAGAAAGACAAGAACAAGAAGGAUAUGUUGUUACUGAAGCUGGAUUUGAUUUCACCAUGGGUGGUGAAAGAUUUAUUAAUAUUAAAUGUAGAUCUUCAGGAUUGGUUCCAGAUGUUAUUGUUAUUGUUGCUACUGUUCGUGCUUUGAAAGUUCAUGGUGGUGGUCCAGAAGUUAAAGCUGGUGCACCAUUGGCUCCUGAAUAUACUCAAGAAAAUGUUGAAUUAUUAAGAGCUGGUUGUGCUAAUUUAGCUAAACAUAUCGCCAAUGCUAAAUCAUAUGGAUUACCAGUUGUUAUUGCCAUUAACAAAAUGUCAUCUGAUUCUGAUAAGGAACAUGAAGUUAUUAGAGAAGAAGCAUUGAAGGCUGGUGCUGAUGAUGCUAUUGUUUCUAAUCAUUGGGAAGAAGGUGGUAAAGGUGCCAUUGAUUUAGCUAAUGGAGUCAUUAAAGCUGCUAAUUCUCCAGACAAAAAUUUUAAUUUCUUAUAUGGAUUAGAACCAUCAGUUGAAGAUAAGAUUUCCACAAUUGCUAAAGAAAUGUAUGGAGCUGAAGAAGUUGAAUUUUUACCAGAAGCUCAAAAGAAGAUUGAUCUUUAUACCAAACAAGGUUUUGGUAAAUUACCAAUUUGUAUUGCUAAGACUCAAUAUUCAUUAUCUCAUGAUGCCAAUCUUAAGGGGGUACCAACUGGAUUUAAAUUUCCAAUUAGAGAUGUUAGAGCAUCUAUUGGUGCUGGAUAUUUAUAUGCUUUAGCUGCAGAAAUUCAAACUAUUCCUGGAUUACCAACUCAUUGUGGAUUUAUGAAUGUUGAAGUUAAUGAAGAUGGUGAAAUUGAUGGAUUAUUUUAG